GGUAUGUCAGCUGAGUCCUCUGCAUUUAUGUACAAGGGAGGCGUGUCAGCUAAUGUCGGGAAUGAGACAGUUUUAGGGACUCCUGUCCCAGUUGCACAUUCAACUGCUGUCAGCAGUAAAUAUUCAGCUUACAACAGAAAUGGUCGGGCCUACUUCGAUAAAAUCCUACCAACUUCACCAGCCUUCCUAAAACAGACUUAUGUUAUUGAAGGCAGUAAAAACCAUCAAAAUCGUAAUAUUCAAGAUGAAGGCAAUAAAGAAACUAGCAUUUUAAACAUUGAUGCAAUAAAGGGUCUUUCAGAUAGUGUUUUAGAUCGCAGCUUGCACGAAGUGAUUACGAAAAAGUUAAGUGAAAAGAACCAAAUUAAGCAACUGGAUACCUUUAAUGUUGAACACUGUCAGCCCCCUUCUACGGAUAUUGAAGCAGAGCAACAGAAAAUUCAGUUCGAUGACGAAGAGCUAAAAAUGUUAGAAGAUGCCUUUAGUGAUUUCGAUUGUGAUACAUCAGAAACAACUAUCCCAACUCGCGCGUGUGAAACAUUUGCCCGUCGAGUAUCAUGCAAACCACCGGCGACGGGGGAAGAGUGUUCGGAAGGCAAUACAACAUCAGUCCCUUCUUUACAGUCAGCCGAGGGCAGUGGCGAAGCCGAUGGUAGUAUUGUUGAUGUUGAAGCACAAGAUCCCGCACAACCACAUGUUGUUUGCCCGGCUACUGGACCUUCUACUCAAGUUUCAGAAGGUCAUCCAGACAAUACUAUUGACAAGCAGUUAAGCUCACAGACUAAGGGAGUUGAUCAGUCACUAAUAAGAUCUCGUGUCAAACUAUAUUCACACCUACCAUGUCUUACUGGCUUAUCAUCUGCUCUUGAGAGUAAUUCAUUCGGCAACAAAUCAGAUAAUUGUGUACCACCUGAAUUGCCUAAACCAACUACUAAUUUGAAUGCAAAUAAUUCUGCAUCGCUGUCAUCAGUACAUGAUGUAAAUAGACAACUCCUAAGCCAUACAAACAGUCAUCUUGCUAAUUCAGCUGAUGCAAAUAAUAUUUCUCAAGCUCCUCAAGAGCAGAUUUCAAAACACGACUUAUCUGAAAAUGCUUCACAUGAUAUCCAGAAAGUUGAUAAUGCUAUGGAGGCUGACGAUACAAUAUUAGGAAAUCUGGACAUGUCAAAAAUCGACAUUAGCUGUUUACACAUGUCUGAUAUUGAUGGUUUACUGGAUAUGAUAACUGCUCUAGGUAAGCAGUCUAAAACUUGUGAACCAGCAACUCAGUACAAUAAAGUAUGUUCACAGUUUACUAAACAAGUGGCUGCUGUCAGACAAGCACUAAAACCUGCUGUUAGUAAUACAAUUGGUUCUAAUAAGAUUAUUUACAGUUCAGAGGGGAAACAAGCAAAUUUUCCUUCAUCCAAGGGUUUCGUGCAGAUUUUUUAAGUGGUUGCGUGGCAGAAUGUUGACUCUUGCUACUCGCAAAGCUGUUACAUGUGCUCUAAAGUAAUACCAAUGUUUACCAGACUUUAAAAAAUACCCUCCUAAUCGAAGUAAUUUAAGUUUAACAGUAUGCGGAUUGUCAUACAAAACAUGCAUAUCUGAAAUUCACGCAUAGCUGCGUCUAUCUAAUUGAUAGGGUGAAGUAGUUGUUUGAAUUGGAUUGCAGAUUCUCUGCGGUUUUCUUCCCAUUCCGAUGGAAUUUUCUAUAUGGUUUUGAUUUCGUAAUGAAUUUUGUGUUGAUCUUGAGAGACUGGUUUUAAAUAUGUGCUCUCAGUAUCCGGAAAACACUAAACCUUGAUCUUAUGAUGAUCAAUACUCAUCGUUAAGGCAUAACAUAACGGCAGUUUUGCCUUGCAGAUAAGGAUUCGUAUCAUUUAAUGCUAAGGCCAGGAACUCUACUGUCAAGUUUUGCAGGCUGUAACUAACUAAAUUAUAACUCUGUUUGACAUUGUUCCUACGCAUCAUUUGCUAUUCAUCUGCAGAAAAAGAAAUGAAUUAAAAUGCUCAUAUUUAAAUUCAUGAAUAAUCCCCAUCCCGUAAAAAUAAUUACCACUGCUAUUCAAGUAUUGGUUUGUAGGGAUUUGGUUGAUUGGUUACAGGAUUUCAUCAUGAGCUAACAUUGGUUAGAGAACCAUUGGAAAACCUGGGAGUACUGAACAGCUGCUUCGUAGGAGGGUGUGGCUUUCCAUCCAAAUCGCUAAGGCUUCGGCAAUACAAAGUAUACGGAAGCUUGUCGAUUUUGGAAGGCUUCUUUUGACUUUAUAGAUGACUUUAAACUACUUCUCCUUGCAAAUCGAAUGACCAGUGUUGAGUAUAUGCUCAAUAAUGGCGCUCCUUAUUGCUCCGAUGUUACCUUUCCGUAGCCAGGCGGGAUAGUGUUCUUGAACUCUUUUAGAUAAAAUUCGCAUCGAACGACCUAUAUACCUCGCUCCGCAAGAGCAGGUGAAUUGGUAGAUACACAUGGAAGUGGUCAAAUGCGAUAGUUUAUCUUUAGAGUAGUUGAGGAACAAUGGCCGGGAGGAAAAUGUCAGUCGUAGUGUGGCAGCGAAGAAUGUCCUUCUGAGAGCAGUAGAUAUCCUCUUCUUCCAUGUGUAUGUGCAUGAGUAUAUACAUUAGGUUUGUCGGACAAGAGUAAAAAUUAGCUAGGGUUGUUGUUUAUGUCAUCGAAAUAUUUCAAAAAAAUGUGAUGAAUAAUCAAAUUGUAACUACCGGGGGGGGGUGGCGGUAAAGAUUGUUAAGAGAGUAGUGGUGAUGAGUUGUCAAAGAAUAGUUGUUAAUAGUAGUCACUGCAUAAGAGAAGUUGAAUAAGUGUAUUGUGUAGUUACGUAAUAAGGUGAAUAAAUUAAUGGUGAGUGGGUUUUGAUUAGGAUGUAAAUAGAAACGCAGGAAAAUAUGGAAUUGUAUAAGAGUGGUAAAGGAAUACAAGAGUUAUAAGGAGUCAGAAAAGCAGGUACAUAAGUCAGUAGAAAUCCACAUGCUCAUAUUUUUCAUGUAUGCAUAUUUGUUGAUGCAAAAUAGUGUAUUUAUUUAUUGCCUGAUGUUUAUAUUUAGGUCGAUGGGGGAAAAGAGAAUGU
This is a messenger RNA of Trichobilharzia szidati, 3062 nucleotides long. NCBI's taxonomy places the organism in Eukaryota, Metazoa, Platyhelminthes, Trematoda, Strigeidida, Schistosomatidae. The record is from the annotation of a GenBank genome assembly.